This is a messenger RNA of Linum trigynum, 11637 nucleotides long. Lineage: Eukaryota; Viridiplantae; Streptophyta; Magnoliopsida; Malpighiales; Linaceae. The record is from the annotation of a GenBank genome assembly.
AUGGCGUCCCCACAGCCUUCUCAUAAUGUGGAAUUGGAGGCUGCCAAGUUUCUACAUAAACUAAUUCAAGAAUCGACUGAUGAGCCGGCAAAACUGGCUGCAAAACUUCAUGUUAUAUUACAACAUAUGAAAUCGAGUGGGAAGGAGCACUCCAUGCCCUAUCAAGUAAUUUCAAGGGCUAUGGAGACUGUUAUAAACCAAAAUGGCCUUGAUAUUGAAUCUUUAAAAUCUCAACGUCUUCCUAUGACUGGUGGGUCUCAAGGUGGAGACUUGGCUGGUGCACAAUAUGCAGGUCCUUCUCAUGCUAUGGCUGACAAUGAGGUAUCUAAGGUUGAUUCCCUGGUCACCAACAAGCUGCCUGUUGCCCCUGGUAGUACUGUCCAUGAUGUUUAUCAGGGAUCUGGAGUUCAUAGGAGCAGUCAGUCUCUCGAUCAUGAAAGUCCUUCGAGUUUGGAUACCAGAUCUGCUAAUUCCCAAUCUCAAGAUAGAGUAGGAAAUCAAAAGGAUGGUAAAAAGGCUACCAAGAGGAAGCGCGGCGAUUCUUCUUUGCCCUCUGAAUCUCAUAUAGAUGACUCCCAACAUGUUGAUGCUCAUUCUGCAGUUGAUUUGAGGAAAGGAAAGGCCAACAGGGUUGACCCAUUGGGGGGUUUCUCCACUAUGGGUAGUGAAAAUAGUAGCUUCAGUAUGGUUCCAGGUGGUAGUCAGCUGGAAGCUUCAUCUGGACAUACAUCUUUUGGUCAACAAGGGGGUUCUUUUCCGCCCGCACAUGAAAAUCUCUCUCCCAGAAUGUCAUGGAAUCAAAAUAAGGCAGCACUGGAUCGGUCUCAGUUCCCCAGGUUUUCAGGCAAUGCUGUUUCCGGUGGUGUGUCAGGAGAAGCAAUUUUGCAGCAGUCAAUGGUACCAUCUCUUGUAUCAAAUUCUUUUAUCAAAGGUCAGGGUGGAAUAUCUGUUCCUUUUGGUUCAAAUGCAAUGGGGGAACUAGGAUUUUCUGGUUCAGCACAGAUCAGUGGUGCUGAAAGUCAUCUGCUUGGAUUGGCAGGACAAACUGCAGCAAGUCUCUCUGAAAAUACCACAGGAGGACAUAAUUUCCAAGUUAACCGCAUGGACGAGACAUCCACGCCACUUUCAGUAAGAAGGGUUCCAGAGAAUGAUGGAGGCAGUUCAAAUAUACUUGGUGACCCAACUAGGUUCAGUCAGGCGACAGCAGCUUCUAGAGAUACGGGAAAAUCUCCAAUUUCUCAGGGUAAUGCGUCACCUGGCAUGCCUUUCAGGGAGCAACAAUUGAGACAGCUUAGGGCCCAAUGCCUCGUCUUUCUAGCAUUUAGGAAUGGUUUGGCUCCCAAGAGGUUACAUCUCGAGAUAGCUCUUGGAAGUAUCAUUAAUAGAGAUGAAGCUAUUCGUAGGGAGCUGGUGGAUCAUAAAGGAAAAUCUUCUAAUGAGCAAACCAACUUUCCAGGAGUUGCAACCUCAUUUGCAUGGGCAAAUAGUGCAAGGGAAACUGAUAAGGUCCCUCCGGUUGCCUCAACUGCUGUAAGAUAUUUAGAUGGUAACUCUUUACCAAAAGAUGUUGACAAAUUGAAGCCUGAUGAAAAAGUAGGUUCACAUUCUGACCAUUCCGUACUUGUUGAUGAUGGGAAGCAUCUUGUGACAAGAAAGCUGGAUGCCGAGAAGCAGGCCCAGGAAACUGUUGGGGCACAAUCGUUCGCUUCUAAUCCAUUGCAGCAGGAUGAUUCAUCGAAUACAAGGGGCAGUUCACCGAUUGGAAGUCAUAAUGAGGUGGCUCAGGAAUCAUUACCAUCAUGGGGUGCUCAGCAUAACAUGGCUUUAAACAAAAAGGACAGUGCUCCUAUGCAAUCCCAAAAUCUUGUGAACGGUGGUAUCUCUGAUGAUGCAAAAUUCCCUGAAUCUCAGACUAGAUACCAUCCAGAUGGGUGCAAAGUCCCGCUAAUUGACGACUCUUCAAGAAAUGGAAAUCAUGCUUUAGCUGAACAAGAUGAUGAAGAUAACUCAGCUUCUGUUGAUUUGCCACCCCCAAGGUACACCAUGUCAGAGAAGUGGAUUAUGGAUCAGCAAAGAAAGAAGCUUUUAGUGGAAGAAAAGUGGGCUUUAAAGGAGCAAAAAGCAAGACAAAGAAUAACAAUUAGUUUUAACCAGUUGCAGGAAACUGUGAGCUCCUCUGAAGAUACAUCUGCCAAAACCAAAAGUGUCAUAGAAUUGAAAAAGCUUAAGUUGCUGGAUCUGCAGCGCCGUUUGAAAAGUGAGUUUCUGAAUGAUUUUUUUAAGCCAGUCACAAGCGACAUGGAGCGCUUAAAAUCUUACAAAAAGCAUAAACAUGGUAGAAGGAUAAAACAACUUGAAAAGUAUGAGCAAAAGAUGAAGGAAGAGCGGCAGAAGAGAAUCCGAGAGCGGCAGAAGGAAUUUUUUUCUGAGCUUGAAGUUCACAGGGAAAAAAUGGAGGAUGUGUUCAAGUUCAAGAGAGAAAGGUUAAAGGGUUUCAACAGAUAUGCAAAGGAGUUCCACAAAAGGAAGGAGCGUGCUCACCGCGAGAAAAUCGACCGAAUCCAGCGCGAGAAGAUUAAUUUGCUGAAGAUUAAUGAUGUGGAAGGAUAUCUGCGUAUGGUGCAGGAUGCAAAAUCAGAUCGUGUUAAACAAUUGCUAAAAGAGACAGAGAAAUACCUGCAAAAGCUGGGUUCCAGGUUACAGGCAGCAAAGGCUAUUGGAAGCCGUUUUGAGAAUAACAUGGAUGAGUCACGUACUAUUGCUGCUAUUGAGAAUGAAACAGCUUUUGACAAUGAAGAUGAAAGCGACCAAGCAAAGCAUUAUUUGGAAAGCAACGAGAAGUACUACCUAAUGGCUCAUAGUAUAAAAGAGGGCAUUGCGGAGCAACCAACUUCUCUCAAGGGUGGAAAAUUGAGGGAGUACCAGAUGAAUGGAUUGAGGUGGUUGGUUUCACUAUAUAACAACCAUUUAAAUGGAAUUCUUGCUGAUGAAAUGGGCCUUGGGAAAACUGUUCAGGUUAUAUCUCUAAUUUGUUAUCUGAUGGAGAGCAAAAAUGACAGAGGUCCUUUCUUGGUGGUUGUGCCUUCUUCUGUUUUACCAGGAUGGGAAUCGGAAAUUAGUUUCUGGGCCCCCAGUAUACAUAAAAUCGUCUAUUCUGGACCUCCAGAAGAUAGGCGUAAAUUAUUUAAGGAGAAGAUUGUCCACCAGAAGUUUAAUGUCCUUCUCACAACAUAUGAGUACCUAAUGAACAAGCAUGAUAGACCAAAACUAAGUAAAAUUCAUUGGCACUACAUUAUCAUUGAUGAAGGCCAUCGCAUAAAGAAUGCUUCAUGCAAAUUAAAUGCUGAAUUGAAGCACUAUCAGAGUUCUCACAGGCUGCUGUUAACUGGAACACCACUGCAGAACAAUCUUGAGGAACUCUGGGCGCUACUAAAUUUUUUGUUGCCCAACAUUUUUAACUCAUCUGAAGAUUUUUCUCAGUGGUUCAACAAGCCAUUUGAGGGUACUGCUGAUAACUCGGCUGAUGAAGCUUUACUAUCCGAGGAAGAGAAUUUGUUGAUCAUAAAUCGUCUUCAUCAAGUUCUGAGACCCUUUGUUCUUCGAAGACUAAAACACAAGGUUGAGAAUGAGCUUCCUGAAAAGAUUGAGAGACUGAUUAGGUGUGAAGCAUCUGCAUAUCAGAAACUUUUGAUGCAACGGGUUGAAGAUAAUCUUGGCGCAAUUGGAAGUACAAAGGCACGCUCAGUCCACAACUCGGUCAUGGAGCUUCGCAAUAUAUGCAAUCACCCUUAUCUUAGUCAGCUGCAUUCAGAUGAGGUGGAGAGCUUUAUGCCUAAGCAUUUUCUGCCACCAAUCAUCAGGCUUUGUGGGAAGCUUGAGAUGUUAGAUCGAUUGUUACCCAAACUGAAAGCUACAGACCAUCGGGUACUUUUCUUUUCAACAAUGACAAGGCUUCUUGAUAUUAUGGAAGAGUAUCUCACCGCAAAACAGUACCGAUACCUUCGACUGGAUGGUCAUACCUCUGGUGGCGACCGUGGUGCACUUAUUGAUAUGUUCAACAAACAAAGUUCUCCCUUUUUCAUCUUUCUGCUCAGCAUCCGGGCUGGUGGUGUUGGAGUGAAUCUUCAGGCUGCAGACACUGUCAUCAUAUUUGACACGGACUGGAAUCCUCAGGUGGAUCUUCAAGCACAAGCUAGGGCUCACAGGAUUGGCCAGAAGAGGGAUGUGCUUGUUCUUAGAUUUGAAACAGUGAAAACUGUUGAAGAACAAGUCAGAGCUGCUGCCGAGCAUAAACUGGGAGUUGCUAACCAGAGUAUUACAGCUGGUUUCUUUGACAACAAUACAAGUGCUGAAGAUCGUAGAGAGUAUUUGGAGGCCCUCCUGCGUGAGUCAAAGAAAGAAGAAGCUGCCCCUGUCUUGGAUGAUGAUGCUUUGAAUGAUAUCUUAGCACGCAGUGAGUCUGAAAUUGAUGUAUUUGAAUCGGUUGACAAACAACGGCGGGAACAAGAGACGGAAAUAUGGAAGAAGUUACUAGCCGGACAGGGAACAGAUGUUCCUGAACCAUUACCUCCCAUGCCUUCUCGCCUGGUUUCAGAUGACGACCUGACGUCAUUCUUUGAAAAAAUAAAGCUAUAUGAUGUGCCAAAAGAUGAUGAGGCACCUAGUAUCGGGACAAAGCGGAAAGGUCAGUCACAGGGUCUUGAUUUUCAGCACUAUGGAAGGGGCAAGCGGGCAAGAGAGGUGCGGUCAUAUGAAGAACAAUGGACUGAAGAGGAGUUUGAAAAGCUGUGUCAGGCUGACAAUCCUGAUUCCCCAAAACCAAAAGAGGAACUAGUCGAGAUGAACCUCCCAAAAGAUGCCAGUGUUUCUGUCUCGGUCAUUGCUAAUCCAGAACCUACUGCUGCACCUACUGAACCAGAGUUGUUGCAGCAUGUACUUCCACCACCGGCCAGGGAGGUAACAAUAACUCCAUCUAAAAGAGGACGGGGAAGGCCAAAAAGAUCAAAUGUAACUCCACCAGAGCUGUCAGUGCCGACUCCUGCUGGACUUGUCAAAGUAGAUAUGGGGUUACAGACAGGAGUUGAUGGUAGUUCUUCUAGUACAUUAGCUCCUAAUCCCUCUCCUGCACCAAAUUUGGUCAGUGUUGGUACAAUUGCCCCUCAAGCUGACGCGGGCACUGCUUCCACACUGCAACCAACUAUUCCUGUAACUUCUGGGCAGAGUUCACAACCUUCUCUGGUUUCUCCUUCAGUACCAAUGGCAUCAAGGGGCCGCGGCCGUAAGUCUCAACGUGGUGGAUAUACACCACGCGGUAGGGGAAGGAAAAUGGGAUUUGUGUCAGCUACUCCUGAGAGCAUUGCAUCUCAUGCUCCCGUUAUUGGUGAAGCUUCGCAGAAUGUCUCCAACAAUCCUGUAAUCAAUGCCAGUGGCGUCGCAGCUUCUGGAUAUCCUGGUAUAGCACCAGUUAUUGCACCUGUUCAAGUGAGCAGUGCAGCACCCGAUCAGUCUGGUUCACAGACUACUGUAGAUACCGGUCCAGUCCCUCCUGCUGCGACAUCUUUAUCUAUCCCUUCUGCUUCCACUCGGAUCAAAGAGCAGAGUCCAAAGGCUCAAAGUGGGACUGGAAUUCCUCGACGCAGAGGAAGGAAACCUUCAGUUAAAGUUCCGCCUGAUGUUCCAGUCAUUUCAGCCGCUCAGAUUUCACAUAUGAGCCUACCACCUUCAGUUCAAGUUCCACCUGCUGUUCCAGUUGUAGUAGACACUUUGGGAGGCAAAGCUGCAGUAGCUGAAAAUGAUCAAGGUAAUGAUUCCAAUGAAUCAACGAAAGGUGACCUGGGCCAAACACCCGAAGUAACUAUUCCAGCUCAGGUGUCAAGCCAACAUUCAGGUGAAGUGAGCCAACAGGAUGAACCAACAAGCUUGGCCACCAUGCACAACGCUGCUACUAGAUCUAUGCUAAGCCAACAUUCAGGUGAAGUGACCCAACAGGGUUCUUCUCCUGUGAGAGAUCAAACUGCUACCGUGUUUCAUGCAGCCACCAAUAUUAAGGAGCUUCCUGUUGAAAGUAGUUCUACAUCAAAAUCAGGUGACCCCUUCAGAAAGGAAGGUGGUGUACAUACACCCAGCAGGGCUUUCAUUGAUAGAGCUCAAAAUACAAGCGCGGGAGGUAAAGAGUCUGCAGUUGUGGGUCCUUCAUGUGAAUCACAGCAUGGCUCUGGUGUAGAAAUUGGUCAGACUAUACCAGAGUUGGUCGUGAAAAGUGCCUUUGUCUCUCAGCCAACCCCAGCUCUUUCUUCUGUAGCCUCAGUCUUUCAACCUGACCCACCUCAAGCAGGUCGAGGUAGAGGUAGAGGCAGAAAGGCGGCAGGCAGAACGGACGCCCCCAGGCGAAGGGGAAGAAAACCUACAGUUCCUGCUGAUUCAUUGGGAGUUAAGACCAUGUCCCUGAGGAACAGACAAGGGACCGAAGCUAAGGAGAUUACACUUGCUGUACAGGAGACCCAGGUGGCUAAUGCUUUUGUUUGUCAAGACUCUAAACAAAGGGAAAAUACAUCUUUAGGCCGGAUUCAGACUGCAGAUGUGACUGAUGUUGCACGUGUGAUGAAGGAGAUCUUCUCUGAGUCUUGCUCAUCUAAGGGUAAGAGUAGUGACUCUUCUAAAAGUGAAUGUAAAAGCGCUGGCACACCUGUAUCUUGUAUGAAACCUUCACCAGUCACCGAAGGCCAAAGCUCUGGGGAUAAAAUUCAUGGAUCUGUGUCUUCCUCACAAGAAGUCAUUCCUGCUGAAGGAAUCUCCCUUGACAAAUUUGUCCAGUCUGUAUCUGAAGUAGGUUUCAAGGUGGAUAAGAGGAAUCUGCCUGCUGUGGAUGCUGAUUCUGUGACUAAUAAUGACUCUUGCAAAGUUGAGACCGAGGUCGAUUCAUCUCUAGAAUCUGCUGGUGUUGAUAAAGACACUUCCAGAAGUAAGACAAAUACCAUUGUUCUUGGUAUAGAUGCAUCCAGCAGUAGGGUCGUUUCAGUUGGACAAUCUCAAGGUGUUGGGAGACACGUAUCUUCCAGGGUUAUAUCGAGUAGUACUGUUGAACGUGCAUCUACCAAGAAGGUUGGUUCACCUGUACAAACGCAAGGUGCUAAGAGGCCUCGCAUUUCAUAUGAUUCUGUUGAUGUUGCUAAUGUAAGCUUCAUGCGGCCUCCUGAGUCUCCUCCUGAUGCCUCCAUAGAACCUAGUGAAGCUCAUGGCACUGCAGAGCAUCCCGAGAAGAAUUCAGAAGACAAGACAGAAGCUUCUGUAAAGUCGUUUCCAGAGUCUCAGGUUGAAGCUACUAUAUUAAUUGAGAAGCAUGGCAGCGAGGCUAAUACUAGUGCAGCUAAGUUCGAUGAUACAGUUUCUCAACCUGAAGAUAAUAGCGGCAGCAUCCAACUGGAUCAAGAAACUGGAAACCCGGAGAGUGAACCUGCCCCGGUGUUCAAUGUAGAAGAACAACAGAUAUCAGCCGAGGAGGCCAUGUUUUAUGAAUCUGCUAAUGUAAAGAAGCAUUGUGGUCCAAGUGAGUUGCAGCCACAAGUUGACAGUAGAUUGCCUGAUGAUUUUACUUCUGAAACAACCAACACUGAGCUAAGUUCAGAAGAUCAUGUUGGAAAUCAGCUUCAGCCAAGAGUUGCAGAUCCCUCAGAACAGCUCUCUUUACCAGAAGAUGCAUUUGCCAAGGAGCAGGAGUUAAAAAGCUCUCGAGAUGAGAGGGAUCAUCAACAAUCGGUGGAGAGUCUGGUAGAAAGGUCAGUAGUGUCGGAAGACGUGCAAGGCUCUGACACUAACAAAGAUCGUGGAAUUGGUUUCUCUGGAACUGGUAGGUGUGUCUCACAUGACCGAUCUUCAUCUAGUAAGUCAAAGGAUUCAGUUAUUUCGGAAGAUGUGCAAGGCUCUGAUGCGAACAAAGAUUGUGAAGUUGGUGACUCUGGAACUGCUAGGAAUGUCUCUGAUGAUUACCAUUUAUCUAAAGAGUCAUUUGUGUCAGAAGAAGUACAAGGCUCUGACGCGAACAAAGAUUGUGAAGUUGGUGUCUCUGUAACUGGUAGGAGUGUUUCAGAUGGCCUUCCUUCAUCUAGAGAGUCAAAAGAAUCAGUCAUGUCAGAAGAAGUGCUCGGCUCUGAUGCUAACAAAGAUUUUGAAGCUGGUGUCUCUGGAACUGGUAGGAGUUUCUCUGAUGAACUUCCUUCAUCUAGAGAGUUGAAAGAAUCAGAGUGUAAAAUUAAUGAUGAAGUAGCACUGGGAGAAGAAACCAUGGCAGCCUCUCCCUCCGGGUCUAAGGAAGGAAUUCUUUCACCUGAGAGACACGACCUUCCUUCAUUUAGAGAGUUGAAAGAAUCAGAGUGUGAAGUUUAUAAACGAGUAGCAUUGGGAGAAGAAACCUUAGCAACCUCUUCCUCUGUACCCAAGGAAGGUACUCAUUCACCUGAGAGACAUCUACUUAGCAGCAACUCUAGAGAAGAUUGCAUAAGAACCCUAUCUGAAACAGGAGUGCAAGGUUUAGACCCAAAAAGUCCGGCUCCUGAGAAGAAUGUAGGUAGCACCGUAACGGAGGAGGGACUACAGGGGCCUAAUUCUUCAGAAGGUGGAUUGGAUACAAAAAGUUCGUCUCCUGAAACAAAUGUUGAUAGCAAUUUAAUCGCGGAGGAGGGACUACAUAGACCUAAUUCUACAGAAGGUGAAUUGGAUACAGAAAGUUUGCCUUCUGCGAAGAAUGUAGAUAGCAACUUGGCAGCAGAGGAGGGACUACAGGGACCUAAUUCUACGGAAGAUGAACGGAUGACCGAAGUGGAGAGUAAUGUGAUUGCUCUCACAGCUGCUAAGGAGACAAGUUCACCUUCACCAUUGGUGGAGGAAGGAAAGAUUGAUGACUCAUCUUCUAAGAGCCCUUGUGGUGAGAAGUUGGCACCAGAACUGGAGGAAACUAGAAAUGAUGAGAGUGGUAAUGAUGUGGUAGUAGCCAUUCCUAAUGAACCUGACUCUAAUGAUCCAGCGAUGAUGGACGGAAAGAUUGAUGACUCAUCUCCCAAGAGUCUUCUUGGUCAGAGGCUGGCAGAGGAACUGGAGGAACCUAGAAAUGAGGAUGGUAAUGAUGUGGUAAUGGUCUCUCCUGAUGACCCUGAUUCUAAGGAUCCAGUGGAGGAGGAAAAUAUUGAUGACUCAUCAUCUAAGAGUCCUCGUGAUGAGAGGCUGGCAGAGGAACUAGAGGAACCUAGAAAUGAGGGUGGUAAUGAUGUGGUAAAGGCCAUGCCUGAUGACCCUGACUCUAAGGAUCCAGUGGAGGAAAGUAUUGAUGAGAGUCGUCAUGGUGAGAAGUCGAUGGAGAAAUUGGAGGAACUUAGAAAUGAGGAGGGUGCUAAUGUGGUAGUGGCCAUGUUUGAUUACCCCAACUCUAAGGAUACAGUGAUGGAGGAAAAUAUUGAUGAUUCAUCUUCUAAGAGUCUUCAUGGUGAGAAGUCGGUGGCGGAGCCAACAAAUGAAGAGGGUGGUAAUGAUUUACUUUUGGUCACGGCUGAUGACCUGGAGGAGGGAAAGAUUGAUGACUCAUCUUCUACCAGUCCUCAUGGUGAGAAGUUGGCAGAGAAAAUGGAGGAGCCUAUAAAUGAAGAGGGUGGUAAUGAUCUGGUGGUGUCCACGGUGGAUGACGGGAAGAUUGAUGGUUCAUCUUGUGUGAGUCCUCAUGGUGAGAAGUCAGCGGAAAAACUGGAGGAUCCCAGAAAUGAAGAGUGUGGUAAUGAUAUGGUAGUGGCCUCGGCCGGUGACCCUGACUCAUAUUCUAAGAGUCCUCAUGGUGAGAAGUCGGUGGCGGAGCCGACAAAUGAGGAGGGUGGUAAUGAUUUACUGUUGGUCACGGUUGAUGACCUGUACUCUAAGGAUCCGUUGAUGGAGGAGGGAAAGAUUGAUGACUCAUCUUCUAACAGUCCUCAUGGUGAGAAGUUGGCAGAGAAACAGAAAGAACCUAGAAAUGAAGAGGGUGGUAAUGAUCUGGUGGUGGAUAACCCCGACUCUAAGAAUACAGUGUCAGAGGAGGGGAAGAUUAAUGACUCGUCUUGGGCGAGUCCUCAUGGUGAGAAGUCAGCAGAGAAACUGGAAGAGCCUAGAAACGAAGAGGGUGGUAACGAUAUGGUAGUGGCCUCGGCUGAUGACCCUGGCUCUAAGGAUCCAGUGGCGGAGGGAAAGAUUGAUGACUCAUCCUCUAAGAUUUCUCAUGGUGAGAUGCCGACAGAGGAACUGGAGGAGCCUAGAAAUGACGACAGUAAUGACGUGGUAGAGGAAAAGGGAGACAUUGAUGACUCAUCUUCUAAGAGUCCUCAUGGUGAGAAGCCUGCAGGGGAACCUAGAAAUGACGACAGUAAUGAUGUGGUAGAGAAGGGAAAGAUUGAUGACUUACCUUCUAAGAGUCAAGGUGAGAAGCUGGUAGAGGAACUGCAGGAACCUAGAGAUGACGACAGUAGUGAUGUGGUAGUGGAGGAGGGAAAGAGUGAUGACCCACCUUCUCAGAGUCCUCGUGGUGAGAAUCCAGCAGAGGAACUGAAUGAGCCUAUAAAUGACGACAGUAAUGAUGUGGUAGUGGAGGAGGGAAAGAUUGAUGACUCAUCGUCUAAGAGUCCUCAUGGUGGGAAGCCAGCAGAGGAACUGGAGGAACCUAGAAAUGACGACAGUAAUGAUGCGGUAGUCGAGAAGGCAGGGAUUGAUGACUCACCGUCCAAGAGUCCUCACGGUGAGAAGCCGGCAGAGGAACCUAGAAAUGACGACAGUAAUGAUGCGGUAGUGGAGAAGGCAAAGAUUGAUGACUCACCGUCCGAGAGUCCUCACGGUGAGAACCCGGCAGAAAAACUGGAGGAACCUAAAAAUGAUAAGAGUAAUGAUGCGGUGGUCGAGAAGGCAGAGAUUGAUGACUCACCGUCCAAGAGUCCUCACGGUGAGAAGCCGGCAGAGGAACCUAGAAAUGACGACAGUAAUGAUGUGGUAGUGGAGAAGGCAAAGAUUGAUGACUCACCGUCUGAGAGUCCUCAAGGUGAGAACCCGGCAGAAAAACUGGAGGAACCUAAAAAUGAUAACAGUAAUGAUGUGGUGGUGAAGGCAAAGAUUGAUGACUCACCGUCCGAGAGUCCUCGCGGUGAGAUGCCGGCAGAGGAACCGGAGGAACCUGGAAAUGACGAUAGUAAUGAUGUGGUAGUGGAUAAGGCAAAGAUUGAUAACUCACCAUCCAAGAGUCCUCACAGCAAGAAGCCGGCAGAGGAAGUGGAGGAACCUAGAAAAGGUAACAGUAAUGAUUUGGUAUUGGAGAAGGGAAAGAUUGUUGACUCAUCUUCAGAGAGUCCUCAUGGUGAGAAGCCCGCAGAGGAAUUGGAGAAACUUGGAAAUGAAGACAGUAAUGAAGUGGCAUUGGAGAAGGGGAAGACCGAUGACUCAACUUCUAAGAGUCCUCGUGGUGAGACUUCGGAGAAGGCAACCAAUGAAAAGGGGGGUAACGAUGCGUUAGUGGCCACACAGGCUGACCCCGAGUCCAAGGAUCCGAUGGUGAUCGAUGAGAAGACCAGCGUUUCUUCUGAAGAAGUUUCAUUUCCCGAGUCUGCAGAACUGACAGAACAGGAAUCAGUCACUUAA